UUUUUUUUUUCUUUCUUUCCAGCUUUGUUUACCUUAUAAGGAUGGUCACCAUUUACAAAGUCUAAAGUGCCUGUUGUCUUCCCCUCGAUUUCAACAAAUAGUUCCCCGAACCAGAACGGUCCUUGUGAAAGAUGGCUGGGCAUUCAAUCUUGCUGGCUGCUGUCUCAGUCCUGUCUGCCUGUCAGCAAGGUUACUUUGCUGGGCAUGUAGGAAAGGCAAGAUUAAAAUACAAAAUUACACCCCCAGCAGUGUCUGGGUCACCAGAGUUUGAGCGAAUAUUUCGUGCACAACAAAACUGUGUGGAGUUUUACCCCAUAUUUCUGAUUACAUUGUGGAUGGCUGGAUGGUAUUUCAAUCAAGUUUUUGCUACCUGUCUAGGUCUGGUGUACAUAUAUGCCCGUCACCACUAUUUCUGGGGAUAUUCAGAAGCAAUUAAAAAAAGGGUCAUCGGGUUCCGGCUGAGUCUGGGGGUUCUGGCCUUGCUAACAGUCCUGGGCGCCUUGGGGAUUGCAAACAGCUUUCUGGAUGAAUACCUGGACCUCAAUGUCGCCAAGAAACUGAGACACUUCUAAUGUUCCCCCCUCCCUUUGCCCAAAUGCUUGCAGAAGGUGUUUCCACCCCGAAAGUUAUAUGGGACCACUUAAUUUUUAAAAAGUCUUUCUUUUGUUUUCCUUGAAAUGGCUUUGUAGGAACAUACCCGUUAGAGAACACGUUGCCUGUUUAAGAAGCGCAGUCUGCUCCCGCAGCGUGUCCCCGCGUCGUCAGUGCCUGCGCGCAGAGCCCGGGUUUGGGAUGUGUGCACUCAAGUCAUGACCGACAGGGCAGAGAGCAGCCUACCACGUGCUGGGCUUUCUUGGGGCCACCGCCAUCACCUGCCUCUGAAACUACCUCUCUCUCUCUUUUAAUGUUUGUCUUAUUUUUGAGAGAGAGAAAAAGCGUACAAGUGGGGAAGGGGCAGAUAGAGAGGGAACUGUUAUGGUGCUGAAUCCACAAAUGGACUUCAGUAUGUUCCUUUCAAAGCUGGCUUUCUUCUCUUCCCUUUGCUGUAUCUCUUGGGGUGCAAAUUUAGAAAAUUUUAGUUGUGCGGUUGAAUUGAAAGGACCGGGAAUGAUUGAUCUCCACUGUUAAUGGUAUCAAGAAUUUUGAGACAAGAACUGCAGUUAAUCAAUUAAAACCGAGGCAUAAGAAUAUCUGUUUAAUUAAGGCUGGUGAUCCCGUGACAACACUGAAAUAAACUACACUUGGGAUUGAUUCAGAUAA
Molecule: messenger RNA, 1260 nt
Organism: Suricata suricatta (meerkat)
Lineage: Eukaryota; Metazoa; Chordata; Mammalia; Carnivora; Herpestidae
Gene: MGST2
Product: microsomal glutathione S-transferase 2
Exons: 5
Coding region: 132-572 (146 amino acids)
Biological process (GO): leukotriene biosynthetic process
Cellular component (GO): endoplasmic reticulum; membrane; nuclear envelope
Molecular function (GO): glutathione peroxidase activity; glutathione transferase activity; leukotriene-C4 synthase activity
Source: RefSeq, a predicted model, not a curated record